AUGGCAUCUUCCUCCUCCACUGAACAGGAUGAAAACACUGAAAGUCCUCGAAAGAAGAUUAAAAGAGGUUACGCUAGGGGUGUAGAAGAAGGUUUCAAGGUAGUGUUCAUGGCGGCUCAAGAAGAUGAGAUUAAAAGUCUCAGAGAGAAAAAUACUGAACUGGUGCAAAAAGUUCAGUACUGGAAGAUGACUGCGUCUCAGAGGGAAAAUGACAAGUUGGAGUUAAUGAAAGAGAUCAAUGAGCUGAGGCUCAAAUUGAUUCGUCUCAAAAGUGGUGGUGCCGCAGACGCACGGAAGCUAGAUGCUGCACUCCAACAGGCUAGCGAGCAGGCUCUCUCCCACCUGGUGCAGGCCUCCAGUGCCGUUGCUCGCACCAUGGAGCUAGCCAAGACUUAUAUGAGGGACAGGGAAGGAAAUGGUGCAGACACAGUAUCCCCGCGAUGGAGCAACAUCAGCAACUCUACAGAGAAAGUGCACCGAGUGCCUCCCAUGAUGAUGGGCGGACAGUCCAUACAGCCUGUUGUGUCGCUUAGCAGGACUUUGAAUCUUAAUACUUCUAGACCAGCAGCUAGGAGUCCCAACUCUCGCAAUGUUACCGUGAGAGCUGUACCAAUGCAUAUGUUACAAGAUGUUUACAUUCCGCUGACUCGGAUAGACAUGAGGGACGUUCGGAACCAGAACGAGACUGAACCAGAGCCUGCAGACGACAGCGGGGAAAACAUCCCGUUUGACUCAAGCAUGGAGGAGGUGGCAGAGGAACCUCAAAACAUGACUGAUGAUGAUGAUUUCGAAUCAUCGCGUAGAUUAGAUAUAGUGACUGAAGAUGUGGAGCUAGAGAGUGAAGAACAGACACCACCGAGGCCUAGAGUAGACAAUCCUCUGGAGGGACCCAGUUGGUUGCUGGACGCGCCGCGAGAGCCAGACUCCACUACUGAAGAAGUGCACACACCCAACAGUGACAGCCCUGAGGUUCCCCGGGAGCCGUCGCCAGCGGCGGCGCGCGUGUUCACGCCCACGCUGCGGCGCCGCAAGCGCACCUCCACGCCUCCUCCACUCACAAGGGAUUCACUCAACGGGUCACUAUCCUGCUCUCGCGUUCUACAAGUACUAGUCCCCAAACUACUAGUGACAGACCCGACUUCGCCUGCCCACAAACGACCGAAGCCUCGCUUCGACGCGCCGAGCCCCAACGGCGCUACCGACUCACGAGUUAUUGUAUCGGAGGAGCUGGAAUCUCAAAGCAGAGAAGGGGAAUCAGGCGAGCAGAGUCGCACGCCUACCAGUAAACCGCAAUGAAAGCCAACGCGCGCCCAGCCAGCAGGACAGCUCCAGGGACCCAGAGGGGUCAAGCCAGCAAGAGAGUUAUAGGAGAGAUAGUGGCGACAGUGACAGCGGCAGCGGAGCGGACCGCGUCAGCGAGGGCCGCACGCGGCGGAACAGGAAACCCGUCACUUAUAAGGAGAAGCCUUUAAACAGGAAACUACGGAGAUGAUCACAGCGGUCGACUUAGGCGAAUUAUUUAUUGUUUUUAAUCAUAUUUACGGCUACAGUGUUCCAUUCUCUGUACCAACAUUUAUUCUUUCCCACCUCUCAUUAGUCCGUCUAGUUUAGGACAACAUAAUAUGCGGUUUAUUGAUGUGCACUCGUCUUGUACAGAUGUACACCCUGUAGACACCUUUUUAGUGGUUAGUAAACGAUAUCACUAUUGCUUAAGUACCUGUUUUUAUCGCUUUUGUGUCCACUAUGACUGUUAAACCAGUAUUUCGAAGGGGCAAAUUGUUGAAAUCAGUUUUUUUUUCAAGUCUUAUUUUAAUAAUAAAACUA
This is a messenger RNA of Leguminivora glycinivorella, 1824 nucleotides long. RefSeq lists its product as uncharacterized. The record is from RefSeq and is a predicted model, not a curated record. The transcript has 15 exons. The coding region runs from base 1 to 1296 and encodes 431 amino acids. Lineage: Eukaryota; Metazoa; Arthropoda; Insecta; Lepidoptera; Tortricidae.